Eupeodes corollae is the source of this 6713-nucleotide messenger RNA. RefSeq names its product lysine-specific demethylase 5 (gene Kdm5). Gene Ontology annotation, molecular function: DNA binding; histone demethylase activity. The coding region runs from base 1036 to 6234 and encodes 1732 amino acids. The transcript is spliced from 3 exons. Gene Ontology annotation, cellular component: nucleus. Lineage: Eukaryota; Metazoa; Arthropoda; Insecta; Diptera; Syrphidae. Gene Ontology annotation, biological process: chromatin remodeling. The record is from RefSeq and is a predicted model, not a curated record.
CCAUAAUUUCAUUUACUGUACGAACAAAAAUCUUUGAGUGUUUUUCUUUUAUUAUAAAUUUUUAUUUGUGGUGUUGUAUCGCGACGAAGAAUGGAGGAGUGAAUUUUUGUGAAUAAUAAUUUUUUUUUAUCCACACACAACUUAUAACCAAGCAGAGAAAAAAAAGAAAAAUUCAAACCCAAAAAUGUAAAAAAAAUAAACGCCAUUUCUAAAAAUCUUCUAACAUUUUCAAAGUGAAUACUACAGAAAUAGAUAAUAACAAAUAAAAAGAGAAAAAACCUUUUUUGUAGGUUCUUUACGAAAUCACAAAAAUCUAUUAAAAAUUCGUAUAUUACAAUUAACAAAAAAGAAAAAAGAAGAAAUAUACUAACUUAUCGUCAUAUCUCUCCAGUCCGCGCCUCGGCAAAAAGAGUGCUGCUACUGCUUCUACGAUAAUAAUGUCCCUUUAAACAAAAGAAAAAGUUUUGAAAAACAAAAACCCGACCAAAACGAAAUAAAAUAAUAAAAAUAAUACAAUUGCAAUUGUGCACAAAAACUACAAAAAUUAAUAUCAAUCUCGAUCUCGACACGAGAACGUACUUAGACUUACCUUACGCUUUACCAAAAAAAAAGAAAGAAAAAUUUAUUAAGAAGUGAAUUUUAGGAUUUUUUAUUCCUCAGCACAGCCCUCAGCUCUCCUCGGUCCACCCGUGCGUCGUCACCCGUGCUGCGGUCUACCUGCUGAGUGUGAUUAAAUAAAAUUACAAAAAAAAAUUCUUAUGCGAGACGAGUUUUUUUUCACAAUUUUCUUCAUUUUAUUUUUGCCAUUUCCAAGGAAAAGUUGGGAAAACAUGCACACAGUUUUAUGUCGUCGAAGUUAUAAAACCAAUAAUGCACAUAAUUUGUGAAUAAAUUGAUCAAAACUAUCGAGAACUAUGUAGAGAUAGAUAAAUAAUUAUAAGAAACCCAAAAACGAAACUUUAAUAUUAUUUUUCUAAAGCGAAAAUAUUGUAAAAUAAGAAAUUAAAAAAAAAAAAGAAAAGAAAACUAUUUCCAAUGAGAAAAAUGUCGACGAAAGCUAACAAAGCAGCAGCAGCAGCGGCAGCAGAAGUUUCAUCAUCAGCGUCAGCGUCGUCAUCAGGAGGCGGAGGUGGUGGUGGAGUCUCAUCAGUGGGGGGCUCUCCAACGACAACCAACACAACAACAACAAAUGGAACACCACAGAGACGCCUCAGGACCCGAACCUCCCAAUCAGCCAGUGGCAGUGAUAAAAAGAACAGCGAUCGUCUCUCUCAAUCGACAAAUUCAACGUCGACAUCCCAAUCGCAAUCCCAAUCGUCCGAUUCGAGUUCGUCCCUUCCAGCUGGUGGUGCUCAAAUUACUGGCAAUGGUUCGAUUUCAGGUCUGGAUGACUCGGCAAAGAAAAGAAACCAACAACAACAACAACAAUUUGUACGAAGCAAACCCUCUCCACACACCCAGCCGCACUCAUCGUCGACCUUCUCCCAGAACAAAAACGAAGAAUUCCACUUCGACACACCACGUGAGUGUCCAGUCUUUCGUCCAACAACCGACGAAUUCCGAAAUCCGCUGGCCUAUAUCUCGAAAAUCCGCCCUAUUGCCGAGAAAUGUGGCAUUGCUAAAAUUCUACCGCCAGCCGAAUGGCGUCCACCAUUUGCUGUCGAUGUUGAUAAACUCAAAUUUACACCUCGCGUUCAGCGUCUCAAUGAAUUGGAAGCAAAGACACGUGUUAAGUUGAAUUUUCUCGACCAGAUUGCUAAAUUCUGGGAGCUGCAAGGUGCUUCGUUAAAGAUUCCAAUGGUCGAGCGAAAGGCAUUGGAUUUGUAUUCAUUGCAUAGAAUUGUUCAAGAAGAAGGUGGCAUGGAACAAGCAACCAGAGAGAGAAAGUGGGCUAAAGUAGCCAAUCGAAUGUCAUAUCCUUCGAGUAAAAGUGUUGGAGCAACUCUCAAGAUGCACUAUGAGCGAUUGCUGCAUCCCUACAAUGUCUACACGUCGGGCAAGAUCAUUGAUAUGAAAAUUGAAGAAGACGCAACUGGAACAGAUGAUUGUAAAGACUACAAGUCACACGAAAUUGUUUCACGCCAGCAAAUAACCCCACCAAAUGAGACAACAGCUCGCAGAUCGAAACGUUUUGCCUUGGGCAAAGGUGCAGUGUGUGGCUUAGGAGCCACUACAACAUCUUCAACUACAUCAUCAUCGGUUGUCGGGCAUAUCGAGACAAAAGAAGAUUUCAAACGCAAUUUGAUGGCAACAUUUAAUGAUAUAGCUGCUGGUGGGGCAGGUUCCAAAAAAGCUGCCUCCACUCCCCUUGAUAUAGUAGAUCCUUUGAUGAAAUACAUAUGCCACAUCUGUAAUCGUGGUGAUUCGGAGGAGAACAUGCUUCUUUGUGAUGGAUGCGAUGAUAGCUAUCAUACAUUCUGUUUGAUUCCACCGUUGGUAUCGAUUCCUAAAGGUGAAUGGUUGUGUCCUCGGUGUGUUGUGGAGGAGGUGAGCAAGCCAACUGAGGCGUUCGGUUUUGAGCAAGCCGAGCGGGAGUAUACUCUGCAGCAAUUCGGGGAAAUGGCUGAUCAGUUCAAGGCGGACUACUUCCGCAAACCGGUGCAUAUGGUGUCGACGGAUUUGGUUGAACGUGAAUUCUGGAGGAUUGUGUCGUCGAUUGAUGAGGAUGUGACUGUUGAAUAUGGAGCUGAUCUGCACACCAUGGAUCAUGGUUCGGGAUUUCCGACAAAGAGUUCUUUGUAUCUGCUGCCGAGUGACCAGGAAUAUGCCGAAUCGCCAUGGAAUUUGAAUAACCUUCCUCUGCUCGAGGACUCCAUUCUGGGACACAUCAAUGCCGAUAUCAGUGGCAUGAAUGCCCCUUGGAUGUAUGUGGGAAUGUGUUUUGCAGCCUUUUGCUGGCACAAUGAAGAUCAUUGGAGCUAUUCCAUCAACUAUCUGCACUGGGGAGAACCCAAGACUUGGUAUGGCGUUCCGGGUUCUUGUGCUGAAGCGUUUGAGGAGACCAUGAAGAAAGCAGCCCCUGAAUUAUUUGCCUCUCAACCCGAUUUAUUGCAUCAAUUGGUCACAAUAAUGAACCCGAAUAUUCUGAUGAACAAUGGAGUUCCUGUUUUUCGUACCGAUCAAAAUGCUGGAGAAUUUGUUAUCACCUUCCCGAGAGCCUAUCACGCGGGAUUCAAUCAAGGCUAUAAUUUUGCGGAAGCGGUAAAUUUCGCCCCAGCCGAUUGGUUGAAAAUGGGACGCGAAUGCGUCAAUCAUUACUCGAUUCUUCGACGUUUCUGCGUCUUUUCACACGAUGAACUGGUCUGCAAAAUGGCCCUGGAACCGAACAAACUGACUUUUGGCAUUGCAACUGCCUGCUACAUCGACAUGGCCGAAAUGGUGGACUCUGAGAAGAAGCUACGCAAAUCUUUGCUGGAAUGGGGUGUCACCAGAGCCGAACGCAAAGCUUUCGAGCUGAUUCCAGACGAUGAACGACACUGUCUGGAGUGCAAUACCACUUGCUUCUUGUCGGCGGUAUCAUGCGAAUGCAAAAGUUCGAUUGUCUGUUUAAGGCACUACACAGCUUUGUGUUUUUGUGGUGCAGACAAGCACACUCUACAGUAUCGCUACACUCUGGAUGAGAUGCCGCUAAUGCUGCAAAAACUGAAGGCAAAGGCGCAGAGUUUCGAAAGGUGGCUAUCACGUUGCCGCAAUAUCAUGGACACAAAUACCCCGACAGUGGUGACGUUGGCCGAGCUGCAGGAGCUUACGAAGGAAGCCGAAUUAAAGAAGUUCCCCAGUUCGAUGUUGAUUGAUCGAUUAAACGCUGCUGUCUUGGAAGCAGAGAAGUGUGUGACGGUGAUCCAGCAAUUAGGAAUAAAUAAAGUUCGAACUCGACUUGAUCACUCAAUUGAUGCCGCUCAAUACAAGCUCACCAUGGAAGAGCUUGAAUUAUUUGCACAAGAAAUCGACAACCUUUGCUGUAUCAUCGAAGAAGGUCGCAGUGUCCGGGAGCUGCUGGCUAUCGGCAAGGACUUCGUGGCACGUGCAAAAGUAAUGCUUGCCAAGCCAACAGAUUUGGCAGAUGAAAAAACCAUUGAAAACCUAAUUGACGACGGAUGUGUGCUCCGAAUCGAGAUGCAGGAACUCAUUGAACUGGGCAAUCGUUUGAAGGCUAUCAAAUGGAUCAAACGCUCAGAGAUGCUGCGUAAUUCUACCGUUAAGAUGACCGCCGCAGAAAUCAAGAAUCUUUUGCUAGCCGGACAAGAUCUGGAGAGUGACCCGGCAGUGGACAAGGAGAUGCUAAUAUUGCAGAAAAUUUUGGGACAAAUGGACGCAUGGGAAAAGAUGGCAGCUAAAUUUUUCCGUGGUAGUGUACAACACGAUUUGCAGGAGAUCGAGAUGUUCCUGAAGAGCGCCGAUGAAAUCAAUGGACAAUUACAGUCGUAUGGAGCCCUAAAAGAUGCCAUCAAGAAGGCUAAAGAAUGGCUGAGGUCGGUGGAAGCGCUGCAGGCUAAAGAUCAUUUCCCUUAUUGCCAUACACUCGAUGAGAUUGUGCAACGUGGCAGGAACAUUCCCAUACAGCUAGAAGAGCUCUUCCGAAUGGAGGGACACUUGAAGAGUGCCAAGGAGUGGAAGGAUAACACGGCGAAGGCAUUCCUUAAGAAGAACACAUAUUACAGUUUGUUGGAGGUGUUGAUGCCACGUGAUGAACCAGUUGUCAUUGAUUCGGAUAGUAAAACGCCAUUCGAAGCAGAUUUCCUGAAGGACAUGAACCCAGCUCAAAUUGUGGACUCGUUCAAAACCGCCGAGGAAAAGGAAAUACGAAACAUGCGAGAACUACGACGCUUGAAUAUGGGAAAGAACCCUCUGAAAGAUGACUAUUGUGUGUGCAAUAGCAAGUUCCAUGGUGUGAUGUUCAACUGCCAACUGUGCAAGGAUUGGUUCCAUGAGGAUUGUGUUAAAGAGACUUCAUCAAAGUCAAGAUCCGCCGCAAGCACUCCUACGCUAGUUGGAAGCCCAGCUCCUCCAGCAAUGAAUGGUAUCCAUACUAAGCCGAAAUUCCUGUGUUCAUCAUGUGUGCGAUCGAAGAGACCUCGUUUAGAGACCAUAUUGCCAUUGUUGGUCUCUCUGCAGAAACUGCCAAUUCGUUUGCCAGAAGAUGAAGCGCUAAGAUGCCUAGCAGAGCGUGCAAUGAAUUGGCAAGAUCGAGCUCAAAAAGCCUUGAGUAGUCCUGAAAUCAACGCCGUACUGGAAUCCAUCACGCAACAGAGAACAAAGCCACGACCUGAAAAACCAAUUCGCCGAAACCACCUGCAACCCAGAAAACCAAUAGCCCAUCCGGAAAAACAGUCUAGCAUCUCAGACGGUGAAGAUCUCGAUCAUGAAGACGAUGAGGAAGAUGAUGACGAUGAUGAGGGCCGGCUGCGCAUUGAUCUUGAUGGCUUUAGCGAUGACGAAGACUCCUCGCAGAACCUGCUGGAAGAAGAAAACAGCAAGAAUUCCCCCCUCAAAUUGACUGACAUGGAAUGUGAAGCAAUGGAAGAACUCAUGAUGGAAGGUGAUCUCCUCGAAGUCUCUCUAGAUGUGUCCCAAGAACUGUGGCGCGUCAUAAAAGCCUCAUAUCCACUUGCUUCAGCAGACCUAGCCGCCCGCUAUCAACAGACAUUCAAUUUCCCCUCAGAAGAAUCCAACGACAGUCUAGUCCACCAGCAUACCAAUAACAAUUCGAGCAGCAGUAGUGGCAGUGGCGGCGGCGUCAAUACUCUCAAGAAACGCCGUUCCUUAGAUCCUGCGGCCCUUUGUCCGGUGCCGAGGAAGAAGACAGCCACUCCCAAUAAGCUACAGCAAGCAAAUAACAAAAAGUCCGUCACCGGACGCCGCUCAGAGCCCAUAAAACAGACAAUUACAAUCUCCACAGAGGACAACACAGAAAACAACACUCCAACGCAGACAAAAGCCGGCAACACCAAAAAACGGAAGCGUGCCACCAACAAGAAGCUCUCACAACGUGCCCAACAAGCACAGCAAGAAGACGACGAGGAGGAAUGUCGAGCCGAGAAUUGUCACAAGCCAACUGGCCGCGAGGUCGAUUGGGUGCAAUGCGACGGCGGCUGCAACGAAUGGUUCCACAUGUACUGUGUUGGCCUGAACCGCAGUCAGAUCAAAGCCGACGACGACUACAUAUGCUUAAGGUGUGCAAAAGCCAAUCCAUCACCGCAAACCACCAAUAAAAACCGAACGCAGACGAGGUAGGCGCUGCCGCUAUAAGCAGCUGCUAAAAGCCUACAUAUAAUUUUUCAUUUAUUUUUACUUUUAACUUUUGUGUGUGUUGUGUUUAAAAAAUGCAAAAUACAAAUAAAACAAAAACCGAAACCAGCAUAAGCACAUUUUUAAAUUUAAAAACUUAAAAUUACUUUAAUUCAAAUUUAAAUAUUAUUUUUUUGUACACAGCUGAAAAAUAAAAAAUCGAAAUCGAUGGAGAGAAGAAAACGAGAGAGAGAGGAAAGUAGGGAGAGAGAGUAUGCCCAGUUUUUAUAUAAAAAGAAAUAAGCAUUCCUCUACUACUCCUACUUUUACUUAUAUGUGAAAUAUGUUAUUACUUUUAAAUUACUUAUUUUAUAAUUCUUUUGUGUAAAAAACAAAUAUUUUAAUGAACAAGAGAAUAAUAUUUCAUCAUACACAGAGAAAUCAUUAUAAAAUAAAUGUGUUAAUUUAUUACAAAAAAAAAACAA